Molecule: messenger RNA, 1737 nt
Organism: Nakaseomyces glabratus
Lineage: Eukaryota; Fungi; Ascomycota; Saccharomycetes; Saccharomycetales; Saccharomycetaceae
Gene: DCR2
Product: phosphoprotein phosphatase
Cellular component (GO): cytoplasm
Molecular function (GO): phosphoprotein phosphatase activity
Source: RefSeq, a predicted model, not a curated record
AUGAGGCUCGGGAGGAUAAUAUCGAGACGUAAGGUGUUUUUCCUUUUAUUUACUGGGUUAUUGGUUUUAUGGCUCGAGAAAUUUGUGUUGAAUAUCAGUAAGUAUCACCACAACGAUGAACUGAAAGCUGGUUAUGACCUUAAAGUUCUGGAUACUGCCAGACAAUGGAUGGAGCAAUCAAAUUUGAAAAAUAUCAAGCAUGAUGAUGUUAUGGUUGUGAAUUAUGGAACAAUUAAAUGUUUCCACCUAGGUACCAAAUACGAAAGAUGUUUGAAGCCCAAGCAUUUCCACAAUAAACCUAGAAUAGUGACGAACUCUAUAACUGUGAGAAAGGAUUUGAGAGGAUCCUAUGGAUACAAUUUAAUAGGUAUAUCCGAGUAUUUCUUUUUUGAAGUUGUUAGGUUUGAUGAAUUCUUGUUAUACGGUAAACCUUUGGAUGUACUUGUAUUUGAUGCGACGCCAAAUUUAAAUCUGGGUGCUCAUCAUAUACCCUCUGCAACUUUUAAAGAAAUAUCCUUAGGUGAAAUACUAAGAGAUAACUUCUUUGAUAUCAUAUCAGAUGUGAACAUUUUAUUUGGUGAAGAUGCUGUCGAUCCUAGACCAAACUGGCACUUGGUCAAAAGCUCUCCUUACUUGUCUUAUAAGCAUCCUUCUUUCAUGUCUUAUAUGAAACUGGGAUCGCAAGAACCCGAAUACACAAAAUCUAAAGUGCUAGUCAAAAAGGAACAUGAAGAUGAUGGAUUUAAGAUUGUUCAACUGGCUGAUCUGCAUUUAGGAGUUGGCAAGAAUAGAUGUCUCGAUGAGUAUCCACACCAUGAUAAAUGUGAAGCAGAUUCAAAAACAUUAAAGUUUGUGGAGGAGGUUUUAGAUAUCGAAAAGCCCGGGUUUGUUGUGUUUUCUGGCGAUCAAAUUAUGGGUGAUAGGUCUCUCCAGGAUAGUGAAUCUGUUCUUUACAAGGCUGUUGACCCAGUUAUCAGGAGACGUAUUCCGUGGGCAAUGGUUUGGGGAAACCAUGACGAUGAGGGAAGCCUGUCUCGUUGGGAACUCUCUAAGCUGGCGAUGAAGUUACCUUACUCUAGAUUUCAAAUUUCUCCACAUGAUACAAAAGAUAACACAUUCGGUGUAGGAAAUUAUGCACAUCAGAUAUUCUACGAGAAUGAUCCUGAAGUUGCUGCUUUGAGUUUAUACUUUAUGGAUAGUCAUAAAUAUUCCAAGACUGGGAAAAUAUACCUUGGUUAUGACUGGCUAAAAGAGGAACAGUUGGAAUAUAUACAGUCGUUAUAUGAAAGAGGUAUGAAAUCACACAUUAAAGAAAAUAUACACAGACAUGCGGCUAUGACAUUCAUUCAUAUCCCACUCCCAGAAUACUUAAAUCUGGAUUCUAAAAAGCGUCCUGGGGAAUCUAAUGAAUUGAUUGGCACUUUUAAGGAAGGAGUAACAGCUCCAAGGUACAACUCCGGUGGACUAGUUGCUUUAGAUAAAAUCGGAGUUGAUGUUGUAGGCUGCGGGCAUGAUCACUGUAAUGACUAUUGUUUGCAUGAUGACUCUACUUCAAACAAAAAUAUUUGGUUAUGUUAUGGCGGUGGAGCUGGUGAAGGUGGCUAUGCUGGUUACGGAGGUACAGAGAGAAGAAUCCGCACUUACAAGUUUGAUCCACAAACUGGUAAAAUAACAACUUGGAAACGAUUAAAUAGCAAACCAAGUGAGAUUUUUGAUUUUCAGAUAGUAAAGGACUGA